GUGGUUUCGGUUAGUCAUCGUUGGUUUUCUUUAGAGCGAAUCAAAGCAUCGACGAUGUCUGAGACAAAUGCUUCAUUUGUUGAAGGUUCCCACUCUCAAGUUCGUGUCUUUGUGAGGAGAAAUAAGAGAAGCAGAAUAAUUCAACAAAAGGAGCAUCUACCUUCAAAUACCCACAACGACAAGAAGCUUGUCCUACCCGAGAUUGAAGAUUUUGCAUACAGUGGAGCAAAAGAAUUGGAUCACUGUAGGAAAUCAGAAAUGGACUCAGAUGUGACUCCAGUGAAAAGUGAAGUUGCUUCUGCUAGACUCAGCGGUGAAUCACCUGCUCACUGGGAAAAGGUGCUUGAGGGGAUUCGCAAAAUGAGGUGUUCUGCAGAUGCACCAGUGGACACUAUGGGAUGUGAGAAGGCUGGCAAUACACUACCUCCUAAGGAAAGAAGAUUUGCUGUCUUGGUAUCUUCUCUUUUAUCAAGCCAAACUAAGGAUCAUGUUACGCAUGGAGCAAUCCAACGGCUUCUGCAAAAUGAUCUCCUUACUGCUGAUGCAAUCAAUAAUGCUGAUGAAGAAACCAUCAAAAAGUUGAUUUACCCUGUUGGGUUUUAUACACGAAAAGCCACUAACUUGAAAAAAAUUGCUAAUAUUUGUCUCAUGAAGUAUGAGGGAGACAUACCUAGCUCAAUUGAACAACUACUCUUACUUCCAGGCAUUGGUCCUAAGAUGGCUCAUCUGGUUAUGAAUGUUGGAUGGAACAAUGUCCAAGGGAUAUGUGUAGAUACUCAUGUCCAUCGCAUUUGCAACCGGCUUGGGUGGGUGUCAAGAUUGGGCACAAAACAGAAAACUUUGACUCCUGAAGAGACAAGAGGGGCACUGCAACGGUGGCUUCCAAAGGAAGAAUGGGUUCCAAUAAACCCUCUAUUGGUAGGAUUUGGACAGACAAUUUGUACACCUCUGAGACCUCGUUGUGGAGAAUGCCGUAUAAGUGAGUUAUGCCCAUCAGCCUUCAAGGAAGCCUCAAACUCAAGCCCAUCUUCCAAGCCCAAAAAGUCUGGACUCAACAAAAAGCUUUAACGUGGACCCCAAAAAAAGCUAAAGAAUAACCAUUAUUUUGGAUUUGGGUUAUUUUUUGGGGGGUCACAGGUUUAAUUUGAACGAGUCAUCACUGCAAAUUUUCACAUGUACACACGUAUAGAUCAGUACUAGGCUGUGACCAAAUUAUUAUGAGGCUAUUAUUUUGCAGAAAAACUUGUAUUCAACGUUGGAUGAUUUGAAACCUGGUUUUAUUA
This is a messenger RNA of Abrus precatorius (Indian licorice), 1283 nucleotides long. Its product is annotated as endonuclease III homolog 1, chloroplastic. The record is from RefSeq and is a predicted model, not a curated record. Lineage: Eukaryota; Viridiplantae; Streptophyta; Magnoliopsida; Fabales; Fabaceae. Gene Ontology annotation, cellular component: nucleus; chloroplast nucleoid. The transcript has 10 exons. Bases 55 to 1068 code for a protein of 337 amino acids. Gene Ontology annotation, molecular function: DNA binding; 4 iron, 4 sulfur cluster binding; oxidized pyrimidine nucleobase lesion DNA N-glycosylase activity. Gene Ontology annotation, biological process: base-excision repair; base-excision repair, AP site formation; nucleotide-excision repair.